Octopus bimaculoides (California two-spot octopus) is the source of this 850-nucleotide messenger RNA. RefSeq lists its product as uncharacterized. The record is from RefSeq and is a predicted model, not a curated record. Lineage: Eukaryota; Metazoa; Mollusca; Cephalopoda; Octopoda; Octopodidae.
UUGAUUGCUGCAUAGUCGGCGGUGACGUGUUAAAUAUGAAAAAAAAUUGCAAAAGCUAAACAAUCUCAACAGAUUGGAAACAAAUUUUCGCCUAUGCUCUGUUUUAUGUUCCGUUACCCACUCAGAGUGUCGACUACAGUCGGGGCCGACAGUUUCGAACAGUGACCUUUCGCUCACUUUCGUAUUUUUCUUCUCUGUAUUGUUGUGACAGCUGCUCUAUCUAGGUCACAAAGAAGUUGUAUUUUAAAUUUUGAAGAAUGGCCUCAAGUGGUAUCCAAGAACAUAAUGAAGCACGCAGGAAACAGAUGCAUAUGGAGCGAAUUGCAAAUUUACAAAAAUCUAUUGGUGAAAAUUACAGAAAUACCUAUGAAACCGAAGUGCGAUUCAGAAACGAAAGAAAACAGGAUCCAACCGCUUCCAAGCUUAUCGGUCCUACGGAUUUAACUAAACAAAGCUCUGCCAAGGACAGCAUGCCUUUCAGCAUACCUGCGACUCAAGCAUGCGGAUAUCGAUGUAUUUAUGAACAUGAACCAAAUGAAGAACCAAACGAAAAGAAGACAGCAUAUAACCAAAGGUUUGAUCAGGCCCAAACAACGCAGCAACUACUGUGUAAUAACUGUAAAGGAAAAUUAAAUUACCAGAAACGAGGUGAUCGAUCUUAUGGAAUGCAAUUUUCACCAUAUAAAGAAAUAUAUUCGGCAAAACUCCCUAAAAGAUUUACCACCACGGAUUAUCUCAUGCAGUGGUAAUAUUUAAGAAACAUUCCACUAACUUAAUAUUUUCCACCUCGCUUCGUAAAAAUGGGAAAAUUUUCAAUGGAAUUAAGAAUAAAUGUACACUUUUCACUUAA